AUGGGUGCUGCUGGAGUGGCUUCCACUGAUCAGGCUGAGACUUCACCGAUGGGUGCUGCUGGAGUGGCAUCCGCUGAUCAGGCUGAGACCUCACCGAUGGGUGCUGCUGAAGUGGCAUCCACUGAUGAGGUUGAGACCUCACCGAUGGGUGCUGCUGGAGUGGCAUCCGCUGAUCAGGCUGAGACCUCACCGAUGGGUGCUGCUGAAGUGGCAUCCACUGAUGAGGUUGAGACCUCAGCGAUGGGUGCUGCUGAAGUGGCAUCCGCUGAUCAGGCUGAGACCUUACCGAUGGGUGCUGCUGGAGUGGCAUCCGCUGAUCAGGCUGAGACCUCACCGAUGGGUGCUGCUGGAGUGGCAUCCGCUGAUCAGGCUGAGACCUCACCGAUGGGUGCUGCUGGAGUGGCAUCCACUGAUCAGGCUGAGACCUCACCGAUGGGUGCUGCUGGAGUGGCAUCCACUGAUGAGGUUGAGACCUCAGCGAUGGGUGCUGCUGAAGUGGCAUCCACUGAUCAGGCUGAGACCUCGCCUGAUCAGGCUGAGAUCUCACUGAUGGGUGCUGCUGGAGUGGCAUCCACUGAUCAGGCUGAGACCUCAGUGAUGGGUGCUGCUGGAGGGACAUCUGUUGAUCAGGUUGAGACCUCAGCGAUGGGUGCUGCAGGAGGGGCAUCCGUUGAUCAAGUUGAGACCUCACCGAUGGGUGCUG
This is a messenger RNA of Carassius auratus (goldfish), 703 nucleotides long. RefSeq names its product S-antigen protein-like. The record is from RefSeq and is a predicted model, not a curated record. Lineage: Eukaryota; Metazoa; Chordata; Actinopteri; Cypriniformes; Cyprinidae. The transcript has a single exon. The annotation marks the transcript as partial.